Messenger RNA from Schistosoma spindalis, 3828 nucleotides. The record is from the annotation of a GenBank genome assembly. Lineage: Eukaryota; Metazoa; Platyhelminthes; Trematoda; Strigeidida; Schistosomatidae.
AAACUGAGCUCUUUUUGUCCUUGAUACUUUAAGGUGUUAUACAGGUAAAUGCAAAACAUCAAUCUAUUUGGCGUUAUUUCGUUGAACAAUCUGGUGCAUAUCGUUAUCUGAGUCUUCACAGUUCCAUGGUCAAUUCUUCUGACCCACUCCUCUAGGAUUGUCAGCGAUUUAAAAGUCGAGAUUUAAUGAAUUUUACGAACUGAAAUUAUCUAAACAGAGGUUAUUGAUUGUGGUUCUUCAAAAAAUUUCUCCAUGUUGCUGUAACGAUUUCCAUGAACACGUGUUUACACUGCUCAGCAUAUACUUUGUUUAUAUAUACGUUAAAAACUACUUACUUGGUAUCAGAAUGCGUAAUCUUACCGUUCAGCUAACGUGGAUUCCGUAAAGUAGUUUAUUCUCAAGACUUGACGUGGCGCAUAUAUUUUCCUUCCCUUGUACAUAAUCGAUUUGUAGACUAUCAACGUUAAAAUGAAGUCGGUGUGCUAGGCGAAUCAGGUAUCUUUUUUAAAACCUGUUGCCGCUUAGUAAAAUUAAAUUUGAAAACUAUUAUGGAAGAGGAAGAUGAUUGGAGACAGUGUGCUGAAUGGUUAAAUAGAUGUCAAGUUAUCCCGGAUGAUCAUCCAGCUUUGGGGCCAGAUGGUAAUGCGAUUCACUUAGUUCAGGCCCUAAUGGACGGAGUUGCUUUAUGCCAUCUUUUAAACACAUUAUCAAACCAUGAAUUGGAUAUAAGAUCGAUGAAAGAUUUUAGCCAUAUGCCACAAAAUUCUCAGUUUUUAUGCUUUCAAAAUCUUCGACUAUUUACACAGUUAUGUGAAAAAGAAUUUGAUAUUCCCAGAAAUUUGCUAUUUCAACCUGGUGAUAUUUAUCAUGCUAAAAAUUUUGGCAAAGCGAUUGCAACCUUAUCAAAAUUAUCAUACUCAAGAAGAGCACAAUUAACUGGAAUACCUGGUUUUCCACCAGAAAAUUCAAAGCUACAAUCAACUCAUGAAUAUUAUAAUAAUCUUGAGGAAAUCGCUGCUGCAAUGAAUAAGUUACCUGACUCUGGAAAACCAAAUUAUACUCAGAUGGAAGAGGAAAAUAAAGAAAAACUGUACGAUACAGUGGUGUAUCAAGGUUCAAAAUCUCGUCUAAAUUUGGACUCUGAACCAACAACAGCACGAGCGUAUUGUAUUCGCGAAAUAGUGGAUACAGAAAAAAAUUACGUAGAUGUGUUGAAAAUGUUAAUUGAGAAAUACAAGCAUCCACUUAUUGGAGUUCUUUCGCACAACGAAAUUGAAGAGAUUUUCAAGUACAUUGAGGAAUUACAUACUAUUCAUAGAGAGUUUUUAAGUAAUCUGAGUUUGGCAACUAGUGCAACUGUGAAUUUUCUUAGUUUAAGUGAUGUCUUUCUUAAAACCCGAGAUAAUCUUCUCAUAUAUGGAGAAUAUUGUGGUCAUUUACAACAUGCUCAAAAUUUAGUCUAUGAAAUUAUGCGAAAUGAUGUAGAAAAACGUAACAAAAUAGAGUUAUGUCAGUCGAAUUCAGAGAAAUACAAUAAAUUCGCUUUGGCUGAGUUACUUACAAUACCAAUCCAACGCGUUUUGAAAUAUCACCUUUUGUUAGAGCAUCUAUGUAAACUCACUCCAGCUGAUCACUAUGAUCGUCCUGAUCUAACUGUAGCUCACGAAGCUAUGCGUGAAGUUGCAUUAUCUAUCAAUGAUGUUAAACGAGAUCUUGACACGAUUAGUUCCAUUGAUCAAAUUCAAUCCAGUUUACUUGAAAUAAUGCUGCCUCCAGAUAAAAGGUUAUCAAGUUAUGGGCACUUGCAUAUGGAUGGAGAAGUGAAAGUUCUUUCCGAAUCAGAAAGCAAAGCGAAAACUAGAUAUUUAUUUUUAUUCGAUAAAAUAUUGAUUGUAUGCAAACCGAAGGGUGAUAGUUUUACAUUUAUGUUCGCUUAUCAUGUUGUAAAUGGCCAAUUCCAAAGAGUUACUUUAUCAAAUAAAAAGGGAUAUUCCUAUGGAUUUACUUUACCAAUUUUGGGUGAUAGAGAUUCACCAAAUCUUACGUUCUUUACAAAAUCCGAAGAAUUACGUACAGCUUGGAUGAAAGCUGUAAUGGCUGCAUUGUCUAAUCUUUGUCCACCUGGAGCGAAAGACCGAGGUUACAACUUUGAAAUGUUCACAUUUAAACAACCUACUUAUUGUUGUAUCUGUAAUAAAUUAAUCACGGGAAUGUUCUUUCAAGGUUAUCGUUGUCGAGAAACAAAUCGAGCUGCACAUAAAAGUUGUCUUGCCAAUCAUAAUCUUCCACUGCGUGGUAUGGCUAAUGCACAUAUUAAUGGAGUUCCUUCGAGUGCCCCACCGCCAUUACCUCCACAGAUUAAUACUGUGCGUAGUCGACGUUCUCAUGUGACGAUGGGAAGUGUACCAUGUACACCUGGAAACAACUCUUUAUCUAAUUCAGAAUCAUUUGACUUCUCACAGUUAACUGAUACAAUAUCUUCUGUGAACCACUGGCUUGCGAGUGAUCAUAACAAUCUAUCGAAUGUCACUUUACAACGUAAUCGACGUAUAUCUUCAGGUUUACCUACAUCAAGUAUUCCUCCAGUGAAUCCAACUUUUGCUAUAGCACGAAAAGCAUAUGAUGGUGAUCCUCUUCCACCAUCAGGUAGUCAUCCUUUGAGAUUAUCAAUUGGAGAUCAAGUUGAAUUAAUCAAAUGGACUGAAGGCUCAUCAUGGUGGCAGGGUUACUGUGAUGGAUCUGAUGGUUGGUUCCCUGCUAAUCUCGUUGAAAUGGUGGUUAAUAAUAAAAUGAAUAAGCCAAGCUGUACAAGACUUUCUCAUCAAGUAUCUUCAUCGUCUAGUUCUGAUCGAACACCAGUUUUUAAUAAUAAUAAUUCUUCAGUUCAGAAACCUUUCUUUUCACCAAAUGAAACAUCUCCAUCCAAUUUACCUUUAUGUACAAUAGCAAAUAAAACUUUAAAUAACAUUCUAUCGCCUAUCGUCGGUAAUAAUUAUAAUAAUAUUCCUAGUUCUCCUUGCUCAUCAUUAACAUCUCUUAUCCCGGUGAAUAUGAAUAUAAAUAAUUCAUAUCCUCCAUUAAUGUUUCGACGUUUGAAAAAGCGUAGUUUAUCAGCUUUGGAAAUUCCCGAAUUAUCUCAGUGUAUUGAUUUAGUUCCAUCAGUGUUGUCAACUACACAGACUGCAACAGUUAGUGCAACAGUCACCUCGAGAUUUGAAAAUUUUCCAGCAGAUCUAACAAUGGACCAUUCACAUUACUUUUUGUCGACUUUUCCCUGGUAAACUGUGCAUCUUUGUUUAUAUGUAUAAUGUACAUUUAUAAUAUGAAAUGUGUAUUUCUUAUUUAUCCUUGUAGAAAAAUAUCUAAAGUAAUCAAUUUUUCUCCAAUUACAAGAAAUAUUGUUCUAAUAAGUUAUGUUAACUCAUUUAAGUGUGUGUAGCAAAUAAGAUGUAGUGUUAUUACUUUCUUACUAGCAGUUUACUAUUCCUAAUGUCAACCACAAUACAUUUUAGAGAUCAAAAUACUUGUCGAUAUAUUAGGAGCUAAAUUAAAGCCUUUGAAUGAAAUUCUGUUCAGUAGUCAUCUGUUCUUUAUUUCUAAAGUUUAGUCAUGUAAAUACUUGUUUCAAUCUAGCUUUUUUCAUUACUUUGCUUAGAUAGCUACUUUACACUUCUAUGCUGUGUCCAUCUUAUGUGUAUAAUUUGCAUGUUUGGAUUUGUUUACCUUAAUUGCUUGAUUGCUAUGUGUCAUUUUGCAUGGUCAUUUGACUGCUUUGUAUUACUCUAUGUACAAUUUGUAGUUUUUAUUUAUAAUUCAUAAAUUAUUUUA